Messenger RNA from Venturia canescens, 4083 nucleotides. It is a transcript of the gene frtz, whose product is annotated as WD repeat-containing and planar cell polarity effector protein fritz. The record is from RefSeq and is a predicted model, not a curated record. Gene Ontology annotation, molecular function: protein binding. Gene Ontology annotation, cellular component: axonemal basal plate. Gene Ontology annotation, biological process: establishment of protein localization; cilium organization; nervous system development. NCBI's taxonomy places the organism in Eukaryota, Metazoa, Arthropoda, Insecta, Hymenoptera, Ichneumonidae. The transcript has 15 exons. The coding region runs from base 279 to 3884 and encodes 1201 amino acids.
AUUUAUUUCCUUCAAUGCAAAUUGACGAGUAGUGAAACAUACCGUGUCCAGCAGACUCCGUUGUUGUGUUCUUUAUAGCUGCCGAUUUUUUCAUCGUAUCGAUCAGCAAAUAUAAUAUCAAUAAUAACAGUGGCUCGAUCACUACCUCAUCAAAGAGGAUUGUUUGUGGAUUUCAAACACGAAGCUUAUAAUCGAUCGGAAUCGCAGCAGUCUACGUCUAAAAAAUAGAUGAAGUCUACCGAUGUCUUCAAAUACCUGAGAAUUUGUACGAAUUAAAAAUGUUCGUCCUCUUAGGCGAUAUUAAUUUUUGGAGUUUGAGUGAAGAUAUUAACAUCAAGGACACAGAUUUUGGAGCGUUCAAAUACCAUGAAAAACGUAUUGACGGAUUAUAUGAAGAAGGGAAAAGAUCAUAUUGUCAAAAGCGAGGCAUGGUCUCCAUACUCCAGAACAAAAAAGGCAACAAACUCAAAGAUGGUAUCAAGUAUUUGGAGGAUCAAUUGCGUGACCAUACGACUGUUUACUGUCAAUGGCAUGACGAAAGCACUGUUGAAUUAAUGCUCAACACAGGUUUACUCAUUUACAUUCAAAUCAACCUUCUCACAGCAGACAUACAAAAAAUUAUGUUCGACAAAUACUUAGUGGGGAAAAUUUCUGACCACGUUUCUGAUGUAACCAUGACAAAAAAUCACUUAGUUUUCACUCACAACGAUAGCCAGGUCACUGUCGUACAUUUUACAAAGUCUAAAAGAUCAAUUUUCGACAAAAUUAGUAAAUUGGAACCUCGUUUGUCCAUUGUUGAACUUUCCAUUCCAAGCGGACGUCGACAAGAUAAGAAAAUAUGUAUCAACAGGAGCGGAGAUUUAAUUUUAGUAUGGUGGAAAUCAUCUAUGAAUGAGGUUUAUCCGUGGAGUCCAGCAGUUAAAGACCAUGAUCGAGCGAAUGUACAUCUUUAUCGUUUGACCGGUACGAAGUUCGAACUGAUUUGUCAUCUUCGAACCGAAUUCGAUCCACUCUGCAUUACCUUCAAUGGUCGACAUGAGAAUGUUAUUCAUUCGGUGGAACAAAAAGUUUCGCGGAAAGGCGAAGUAACGAUCGAAUGGCAAACCUACGAAGUUUCGCAGCAGGACAAAUUGCAAAGGAUAGAAGUCAUUUCUGUCCCUCUGCCUACACACACGAGCUGUGCAAUUUUUUCACCGAAUCAAGACAUGCUAUUGUUGUGUUGCAUUGAUGGCUCCAUAACUUUACACGAUCAUAACAAAGGCACGAGCAACAGUGUGAAAGCUCCAUUCAUUCCAACUUUGGCUUCGUGGCACAGCGACGGUUUUGUUUUUACCAUCGGCAAUGAUCGAGGCCAAUUUCAACAUUACGAUAUUUCCCUCGCAACCAUCAAGAGCCAGAUGCUUAACGACGAUUCUACUCCAGCAAUAAUAUUCGAUCUAUCCACGUAUUUCAGGAGCCAGCCUGCGUUGAUGCGAAUGAUUUGGAACAAGAAAUCUGAUUCGGGCACUUACAGUAAUCAUUACAACAACGGGAAUGCAUUAUUUUUACUUCUUUUUGAACGGGGUCCUUUGGGCGUCAUAAGAAUAAUUGAAGGCAACAAUUUAUCGGGCGAUGUAUUGAUAUGCAGAAAUUUGAAUGAUCAACACGUUGACCGUGCUACAUCGCUAUUAUUAUCGAUGAAUUGGGAUACACAUCCACGAGCCUGUAUGCAUUCUCUCAAUCAAAUAUUGAACUAUUUGUUUAAACUAAAAUUGACCCCGGAACGAGAAAGUUUCAUACAGAAUGCAUUGGGAAGUUUUCACGUGCCUAUUCGACCGAUAAGCCAAGCAGUCGAAGACGAGUAUGGGGAUGAAAUCAGGGAUUUGACUAGAAGAUUUUUUCAUCAUCUCAUAAGAUAUCGACUGUUCGAAAAAGCCUUCAGAUUGGCCAUAGACCUGAGCGACCAUGAUCUUUUUAUGGAUAUUCAUUUUUAUGCUCUCGUGAUGAAGGACAUGGAAAUGGCAACAGCCGCCAAAGAGAAGGCACAAAAUGUUCUAAGUCGAUCAAAUAGUUGCAGUAGUUCCCAUUCCACAUGUUCCCGAGCAUCCUGUUCGCUGUGCUCGGAUUCGAUAAGUGACAAAGAAACAGAAUCUUACAGCGGGGAGAGCGAGAGUGAGGAUUCACCGAAAAGAAUUAAGUCGAAAUUCCAUCCAGGGCCAAAACACUCGUCAAGGAUUUCCUUCAACAAAAUUCCAUCUUUGCCAAUGAUUAAUCCAUCUUCCCUGAAAAACAGUGGUAUCAUGUCAACGUCGUUCAACGACAUUUCCCCCUCAAAAACUGAGAGCUUAAUGUCCACAGCAUUUAACAUCCCAACGGGGAGUGUGGCUGAUUCGAUGAUGAAUCCUUCCCCGUUGUCACUGCCAAAACCACUCUGUUCAAAUUUUACUCGACGUCAACCUUACCGACUUAACAGCAGUGCAAUGAACUCUUCACUGGGAAAAAAUUCACAGUCGUACGACAAUUUAAAUGAUGAUUUGCUGUCCUCGACUUUUGGCAAUCUUCGUAUUUUGGGACUGGGACAACACGAUCGUUCGUACGCCAAAUCCACAGGCAAUGUUUCUCAAAGUCCGAAAAUCGAGGAUAAUCUGUUGGACGGAACCAUAGCCCAGGAUUUAAUAUCAACCAGAUUCGAUUCUAUAGAACCCAAUUUAGUGAUUCCCGAAGUUUCUCGUACGUCUUCAACCUCGAUACUCGACAAAAUUGAUUCCAACGUUAUGUCGACGUCUUUUAGUAAUUUGUCUCUAAACGCAAUUUGUGAGAAUAGCGCAACCUCCUUAUUUCGCAAUGGUAACAUUGCUCAUCAAUUGUCCACCGAAAUCCCUCACGUUUCCUUCCACAAUUCAUUGGGUACCAGUAAACCGUCUUACACUACGGGAAAAAUGAAUAAACUUUCGUUUUUCAAUUCCUCCAAUAAUUUUAUGUCCACCUCCUUCAAUGACCCUGACGAUCUCGGCCUUCAAUCUUUAGACGCGAAAAACGAUUUACGAAAUUAUCAAAUCUCUAGUUCCAACACUUCGGUACACAAGGAUUUAGACCUCGAGUCUAUUCCUCCACCCCCAACAAUGACCACUUCACUCGCUAAUUAUCUCAAUAACUUGCCGAAAAAAACGUCUACUCUCGUGCGAAAUCCCACCGGAAUGCCAGACAUAAAUGAGACCACCGUUAAGUUUCCUGUUUCACGACCAAAUCCACAUUCUCAAAUGCUCCAAAGACAAUCUUCGGUCGCUAGUAUUUUACAGAGCCAACAUAGGAACAAUAAUUUACAACCAAUCAGAAACUACCGAUUGAAUUACGAUCUCGACUACGUUCCUUUUUAUGAAAGCUCAGAAAAGCUUGAUUACCAGUCUCCGGUCAAUUGCGACGUCGCAAACCUUCCCACCAUUACCAAUUUUUCCACGCCUUAUCACUCUCCGGUGAAAAUAAAUGACACCAAAUCUUCUAGAAUACCACAGAAUCCUAGCAGAGACAAAAAAAAUCCUAUUACUCUUACUACACUCCCGAUACAGUCUGCUUCCAACUCGAAAACUAAUGUCUCCCAAAAUUCUAUGGACUCACUCGUCUCAAGCGAAAAACCUAAAGUCAAGUUUUCCAAUACUGUGACUCAUAUUCUCGUGCCUGGAACGGGCCAGGCGUAUCGACCUAUUCAAAAACGUUCGGUGACUCAAUUGCAUCCAAUGGAUCCAAAGAGAGAAUUAGCUGAAAGUUUACCAUUGUGUCUUGGAAACGAGGAUUACUUGAAAGAUUUUCAGCCAUUGUCAAGAGAUGAGGAGUUGGAACGAUCAAAAGAAUCAUCGAGAACAGAGGAAGCGGCAAAGAUCAAAGUCGUCCACUUUGGGUUAUUGUAAAAUAAAAAAAGCGAAUCUCAAUUAUUAAUAUAAAGUUAAGUCUAAUUAUAGUUGUACAUAGAUAUAUUACAAUUGUUCUACUUGCUCAACCAGCAAUCAAAAAUGAUAUUUUAGUGAUUUUUUUUACACACACAUACCAAUAUUUUAUAUGAGACACAAUGGAAAAAAAAGAAAUGGAUGAAACUGUUACAUCACUGAA